AUGAACAGCACAAUCAACAUCCAUGAGUUUGUCCUCCAAGGCUUUCCGGGACUCUCUGCUCAGUAUUAUUCACUGGUAGCAGUUUGUUUUUUCAUUACAUAUCUGAUACUGGCAGCUGGGAAUGUUUUCAUUAUUGUAUUUGUAGCAUGUGAAAGAAGUCUUCAAAAGGCAACGUACAUUAUCUUCUGUAAUCUUGCAGCAGUAGACUUAGGAUUUGGGACUGCAAUUCUUCCAAGAAUUAUUUCUAAGUACUGGUUGUCAAAUAAUAUCAUGCCAUUUAAAGUUUGUUUUACACAAAUGUAUUUUGUCCAUUAUCUAGGAGCUUGCAGUUCAUUUUUUAUGGCAUUAAUGGCCCUUGACAGAUUGAUUGCUAUAUGCAAACCACUCAGAUACACAGCACUAAUUAAUAACUCCACUAUUGCCAUACUUUGCUUACUGGUUUGGAUAGCUAACCUCAUACAGCUAAGUGUAAUUGUUGGCCAGGCCCUUAGUGUGAUUUAUUGUGGACCAAACAUCAUAGCUCAGUGCUACUGUGAUCAUUUCUCAAUAAUCAGACUGGCUUGUGCAGACACAACAACCAUAAAAACCAUUUCUACUUCAAUUGCUAUGACAGUACUAUGGGGUCCCUUAUUUUUUAUUAUGUAUUCAUAUGUGGCAAUUAUUAUUUCAGUGAUGAAAAUCCCAAGUAAAGAGGGAAGACACAAAGUCUUUCUAACAUGUACUCCUCAGUUGUUCAUAAUUUGCCUGUACUAUCUACCUAGAAGCUUUACAUAUUUGGCAUAUAUUAUCGGCUUUGAUUUUGGAACAGACAUCCGCAUUAUGAUGACAAUGAUAUACAGUCUGUUCCCUGCUCUUAUCAAUCCAUUCAUAUACUGCUUUAAGACAAAAGAUAUUAAAGACACACUAAUAAAAAAAUUAAGAAAAGACAGCUGUGAGUAG
This is a messenger RNA of Electrophorus electricus (electric eel), 939 nucleotides long. RefSeq names its product olfactory receptor 2AT4-like. NCBI's taxonomy places the organism in Eukaryota, Metazoa, Chordata, Actinopteri, Gymnotiformes, Gymnotidae. The record is from RefSeq and is a predicted model, not a curated record. Gene Ontology annotation, cellular component: plasma membrane. Gene Ontology annotation, molecular function: G protein-coupled receptor activity; olfactory receptor activity. Gene Ontology annotation, biological process: G protein-coupled receptor signaling pathway.